AUGUUUAAAAGCAGUUCUAUUUCAAAAUUUGGCGGUUCAAAUAUUUGUCAUUGCCCUAAGAGUAACAACUUGUUAGUUAUUAUAAGAUGGAGAUCAGAUUAUCCACCAGGACAUAGAAACCGCAAGAGGAGGAAAGCUGCAUUCAAAAGGUAUAGUUAUAGUGAUACCAAUGCUUUUACAUGCUUACAGUCCGAUUCAAUUUGGAAGCCAGUGAGGCCAUCUGAUAUUAGUGGUAAUAAACAACUACUAGAUUACGAAAAGCUUCCAAAGUUAAGAGAUAGCCUUGAGAAAGUACUCUAUGAGCCAUUGGUACUUCAUACAUUACGAGACGAGAGGACUGGCGCAUAUAAUUAUGACAAAACUUUGGAAGUGGUAAACACAAUAACUCCAGAAACCUCAUCAUCAUCUUUGAAUUUCAUACCGCCACAGAAAGAUGAAAUUCUAUGGAAUAUGGCAAAUCAAAAAAAUUUAAAGUACAUUUCAUCAACGAGCUCUAUGACUGCUGUUUUGUCUCAAUUACACUUUUUACUUUCCAAUUGUAGGGCACUAAAUGUAACUAAUUAUUUAGAGUCGAAAGAUGUGUUACUGCCAUCAAGCAAAAAUUUUAAAUCAGCGCAAAUUCCAGCUUCAAUCAUAGUCAGCAAAUUAAAAAAAACAGUUAACCAUAAAGUUUUCACUGUUAAAUCAAUUGACUCUGAUCCAUACUUUAAUAGAGAAAUGAUUUUAUCAGCUUUAGGUCAUACCUUAGAAGAAUUUUUGACAAGAGGUGGAAACCAGUCUAGUGAUUACGAUCCUAAUGAAAGACACUACCAUUAUUCAAUCGUUGAUGAUUUUUUAAUCAGAUCACAACUGGAUUGUUACAACCCAUUACUGCCAAAUAAUGGUGUCUUUGAUCUGAAAACUAGAGCUGUUGGUGCAAUUAGAUACGAUUUACCUUUUGUGGAAAGAAAUCUAAACUACACAGGGUACGAGAUAAAUAAAUUACAUGGUCAAUUUGAAUCUAUGAAUAGAGAAUUCAAAGAUAUGAUAAAAGGUCCACUUCUAAAAUAUUCAUUACAAGCUAGAAUGGGUGCCAUGGAUGGUAUUUUUGUUGCCUAUCAUAAUAUAAAUAGAAUUUUUGGAUUUCAAUACCUACCAUUAGAAUAUUUGGAUCAUAUUUUACAUUCGGCAUCUGAUUAUAAAUUCAGAACUUCUUUAAAAGAUAAAGAGAACAUAACUAAAAGUGUAUUUGGAAUUAAUGAACAUGUUCUCAACCAUGAGUAUAAAGAAAGGGAAAUUUCUACUUUGCUUGCGGAUGCUGAGUUUAAGUUAUCAAUGCAAAUAUUUAAAAAAAUAUUGGUAUUCAUUGAAAAUAAAUAUGCAGCUAACCAUUUCAAGUGGGAAAAAUUGAAAAUAAUGAUGAAAAUCGAUGUUUCGAAAGCCAAAGAACCUAAACUAGAUGUUAUUUGUUUACCAAUGGAAGCAGGAUCUAGUAAUAAAUAUCUAUCACCUCUAGUUAGAGACAAUGACUCCAAAAAUAUAACUGCUAUGUUAGAUAGAGUGAAAGCAGAGCAUGAUCAGUUCUUAAAAUUACAUCUUAAAAAGGCUAUUGGACUUGUAAUAAAUGUUAAAAAUAUAUUUGGAAGACACUCAUCAUCUCCAAAUUACUCAGAACUAUUUAAUACUAACAGUACUGUUGAUUUAGAUUUUGACGAUAAGAGUUACUUGAAUCAUAAAAUGAACAAGGAUUUUUAUGAAAACAGUAAUAGAUGGAUGCACCCAAAUUUUUUGGAUCCAGAAGAUGUACAGACAUGGAAAGUAAAUGGAAACAUUAUAGAAAUGACUGAGUCAAAAAUAAAAACUAGUUAUUCUGACAUGAUUAAAGAGAAACUUUCCUUCAUAGAAAAAGAGAAUAAUGAGGAUUUUUCAAGGACACUUGAUAAAGAUUACGAAAAUGAUCAACUAAAAACAAGAAUUAUUGAUUACAUUAAGAAUGAAAAAUCAUUAGAAAAUAUAUUCAAUAGAUCAACAAUGCAUAAAAAACAAAACAAUGACGAUUUUAGGCUUACCUUUCGUGCUUAUGGAAAAAAGGGAGCUAUUAGAUACCAGGAAAGACAGAAUAGACAGAAUCAACAUAAUCAGCAGAAGAGGAAGAAUGAGGACAAUUUUAAAUUCGUAAAUCACUUCUUAAUAAAAGAGAGAGGCAUAUAG
Tetrapisispora phaffii CBS 4417 is the source of this 2190-nucleotide messenger RNA. It is a transcript of the gene PET127, whose product is annotated as Pet127p. Gene Ontology annotation, biological process: mitochondrial RNA 5'-end processing. The transcript has a single exon. The record is from RefSeq and is a predicted model, not a curated record. NCBI's taxonomy places the organism in Eukaryota, Fungi, Ascomycota, Saccharomycetes, Saccharomycetales, Saccharomycetaceae. The coding region runs from base 1 to 2190 and encodes 729 amino acids. Gene Ontology annotation, cellular component: mitochondrion; mitochondrial envelope.